AUUAAGAAACUCAUUCGAUUCAACUACGCUACACGUAAACUUCCGUUGCGUUUGACAAGUCAUAUCCGCCUAAAUUUUAAGGUAAAACUCUAUAAAAUCGUUUAUUUUCUCUGAAAAUUCUAUUACAAUAGUUUUAAAAGAUUUCGAAUGUUUAUGUUGUUGAGAUCAAGUUUCCAAGAAAUACGUAUUUACUUGAUUUGAAGUAAUUUUGAGCGAUAUUAUAAGAAAUCAAUGUUCACUUGCAUUUAUUAAUAUAUUUCAUUAUAGAUCAUCUACUAUCUAAAUACGAAUUUUUUAAAUUCAUUUUAUCUUUUAAAUCGCAAACAAACAUAUAUUUUUACCAUCAAGUAUAUUUGUUGACGUUUCCAAUCAGCAUGUUUCUUUUUAUAAAUACUAAAAAGAGAAAAAAAUUAGUGUUCAUUUACUUAUACAAAAUAUUUCCAAGAAAAUUAAAAGCAUAACAUAAAAAGAGCAAACAAAUUCUUGGAGAGGAUAUCAUUUAAAUUAGUUAGCUUUAGAUAAUUGUGAAAGUGAUUGAAAACUUGAAGAAUUUGUUUGCUCAAACAGAAUGACUUCCGAUGAUGAGGAACCGAAGAAGAGAAAGGUCAAAACAGCGUAUGACGUACAGAGAAUUCGUUUGGAGAAAUUAAUGAAUAAUCCUGAAAAGGAGGUUGUCAUACCAGAAAUUGAAGAAAACACAAAGUUACCCAAAUGUUUUCAACCACCCGAAUUUGUGAAUAAUGUUUGGGGAUCAAGUGCUGGAGCAGGAUCCGGUGAUUUUCACUUAUAUAGGGCAGUUAGACGUAGGCAAUAUGCCCGAGAAAAGUAUAUGAAUGUUCAAGCAAAAAUUGAAAAAAAAGAUAAAGAGUAUAAGGAAAAACUUGAACGAAAUGAACGUGAAGCAGAGGAGAGAACAGCAAAGAAGAGAGCAAAGCGACUUAAAAAGAAAAACAGAAUUAAGAAAGCGAAAAUGAUGAAAAAAAAUAAUCCAAACCAAAAAGAAUCGGAUUCAGAUGAUAGUGACGACAAUACUGACGGUGGUGAGAGCAAACAGAAUGAGGACGAUAAACAAGAUGAUAAAGAUGAAAAGAACGAUAACGUCUCAGAAGAAGUUGAAAAGGAAAAGUCAAAAGAUGAAAGUGAGCACGAAGAAAAGGAGCAAGCUUGA
This is a messenger RNA of Dimorphilus gyrociliatus, 1168 nucleotides long. Lineage: Eukaryota; Metazoa; Annelida; Polychaeta; Dinophilidae. The record is from the annotation of a GenBank genome assembly.